AUGCCUCCACCUUCACGCGCACAUACCACCGCCGCUGGAUCUUACCAAGCGCGUCAGAAUCGAUCUGCCAGAGCUAGGCACUCGUUAGACGAUACUGGCUUUUCCAUCGACAGUUCUGAACUCCCAUCGGGCCUGAUUGUUGAUUACAGUAUAGACGAUGUGGUGAGACCGAGCAAUAUUGCCGAGCUUGGGCGCGGCCAGCAGAUAGAGAAUGUUCAUCUAGACGAUGAGGAUGAGGAUGACGAGGAUGCAGAUAUCGAGGAGGGUGAACUAGAUGGAGCACCUGCCUCUACUUCUGGCGAUCAGCUACCUCCUACUGGACUGAAGGAAAUCUCAUCACUCGCUAGCUGGACUGUCAGCACCAGCAAGCCUGGGUGUGGUGUUGCUGCUCUGCGUCACCCAUCCACCUCACUGUUCUGGCAGAGUGAUGGCCCUCAACCCCACCUCCUUACUGUGCACUUCUUCAAGCAAGUCGCCGUCGCACACAUCCGCAUCUACCUCGACUUCGAAAACGACGAAAGCUACACACCCACACGCAUGCAGUUCUGGGCUGGCACUGGCCUGCACGACUUGAUCGAGUUCGCCGACAUGCAGUUCGAGCAGCCCCGUGGUUGGAUCCCAGUCGACUUCUCCCAGGUCGGUCCAAUCGAGGACGAUGAAGAGGAUCCCGAGUCAAUCGACUGGAGCAAAAGACCUCUGCUGCGUUGCUUCAUCUUGCAGGUUCGUAUCCUUGAGAACCACCAAAACGGCAAGGACACGCACCUACGUGGCCUGCAGAUCUUCGCCCGCGACGAGAGAGCUGAGGACGGUGGUCUGGCAGAGGGUGUCGAUGCCAAGGAGGGUGCGCUUGCCGAUAGAGUCGACAUGCCCGUUCGCUCCAAGGAAAAGCGUACACGCUCUGAGGGCUUGCCGAAACUCAAGAAGGCUUCUUGGAUGAUGGAGCCGGAACUGAGAUGA
Molecule: messenger RNA, 957 nt
Organism: Aureobasidium pullulans EXF-150
Lineage: Eukaryota; Fungi; Ascomycota; Dothideomycetes; Dothideales; Saccotheciaceae
Product: galactose-binding like protein
Exons: 2
Coding region: 1-957 (318 amino acids)
Biological process (GO): protein K11-linked ubiquitination; anaphase-promoting complex-dependent catabolic process
Cellular component (GO): anaphase-promoting complex
Source: RefSeq, a predicted model, not a curated record